Vespula pensylvanica (western yellowjacket) is the source of this 1040-nucleotide messenger RNA. RefSeq names its product tubulin polymerization-promoting protein homolog (gene ringer). Gene Ontology annotation, molecular function: tubulin binding. Lineage: Eukaryota; Metazoa; Arthropoda; Insecta; Hymenoptera; Vespidae. The transcript has 4 exons. Gene Ontology annotation, cellular component: microtubule. The record is from RefSeq and is a predicted model, not a curated record. Bases 307 to 1017 code for a protein of 236 amino acids. Gene Ontology annotation, biological process: microtubule polymerization; positive regulation of protein polymerization; microtubule bundle formation.
GCGAUGGUUCAGUCUCGUUCUUAGCCUCCUCUUGGCUGGAAUCGCGCGAAUGAACUCGCGUCGGUAUUAAUCAAUGUUACCGCGAUAGCUUUUAUUCGUAACUUCCUAAACGUUAUCCAAAAAUAUCCGAUUUUUGUUUGUGCGAUAAAAAUAAAAGACGAAAAAAGAGAGAAAAAGAGAGAGAGAGAAAAGGAAGAAGAAGAAGAACGAGAAAAAAAAAACAAAAUUAAUUUUUCAUUUCGUCGAAGUGGAAUAGAAAAAAGGUGAAACGAACGAUCUAGGUUAAGAAAGUAUUCUGUGAAAAAAAUGGAGGCAGAAAAAAACGGUACUAUCGAGAAAGAAAAGAACGAGAGUGGGAACGAGGUGGCAACUACGUUAAAUGUUACGAACGAAGUUGCGAAUAUGAAGCUCGAUGAAGUUACAGCUAAUUCGGGAAAUUCAACGCCAGGUAGUCCAGCUGCUAGUUCGCCAGCCGGUAGUUUUUUGGCGAAUUUUAAGGCUUUCUCGAAAUUCGGUGAUCCUAAGAGCGAUGGAAAGUCGAUAACACUUAGCCAAAGUGAUAAAUGGAUGAAACAGGCAAAGGUGAUCGAUGGAAAGAAGAUCACAACAACGGACACCGGGAUCUAUUUCAAGAAACACAAGUCGAUGAAACUUGCGAUCGAUCAGUACAAAUCGUUCCUGGAGGAACUCGCUAAAAGUAAGAAGGUCGAUUUCGUUGAAAUGAAGAACAAGAUGGCGAAUUGUGGUGCACCAGGCGUUACGGUAGGAGUAUCCGGGACUAAGAAGUCUUCAAGAGUGGUCACCUUUAAUAUUAUCAAUAAAAACGACUUGCAGGCUGGUAAAGCAGCAUCGACUGUGGAUCGUUUGACGGAUGUUACUAAAUACACUGGUUCUCAUAAACAACGUUUCGACGAGAGUGGUAAGGGUAAGGGUAUAGCAGGUCGAAAGGAUUUACCCGAUCAAUCGGGAUAUGUCCAAGGUUAUCAAAACAAGGACACGUAUAAUAAAGGUCACUAGCCCAACCUAUACGAUCUAAACAA